Messenger RNA from Rotaria sp. Silwood1, 1488 nucleotides. The record is from the annotation of a GenBank genome assembly. Lineage: Eukaryota; Metazoa; Rotifera; Eurotatoria; Philodinida; Philodinidae.
AUGUUAACAAAAGAUGAUAUAAAUAAAUGUCCAUCUAUAUUUCAUAAUGUAUUUUCAAAUCCAGUUUUUAUCGAAAGAGUUUUAUUAAUUACUUAUGUAGUAAUUUUUCUUAUUGGUCUUGUGGGAAAUAUUAUGACCAUCAUUAUCAUAAAAUUUAAUACUCAUUUACGUACACCGACAAAUCUUUAUCUUCUCAAUUUGGCUGUUUCCGAUUUGAUGAUGUUAAUAUGUAAUUUACCUUUAGAAAUGAUUGAAAUUCAUUAUCGUGAAUGGCCAUUAUCUAUUAUGUUUUGUGCAUUAAGAAAUAUAUGUGUAGAAUUUUUUACUUGUUCAUCUAUAUUAACUAUAUUAGCAUUUUCAUGUGAACGUUAUUUUGCUAUUGUUCAUCCAAUACAUUUUCAUCAAUUAAGUCAUUUACAUCGUGCACAAAAUGUUAUUAUUAUUAUAUGGUUUUUAUCACUUUUCGUUAGUAUUCCAAUUGGAUUUUCAUAUGAAAUUGAUAAAAAUUUAGUUGUUAUAUCACCAUAUUCAACAACAUUUAUAUUAAAACCAAUAAAUAAUACAAAAUUUCAACAAUUAAAUGAAACAAUUAUAUCAAUAAAUAUUUAUUGUAAAUCAUGUGUACCAAAAAAAAAUUUAAUUCAAUUAUUAUCAAUUAUUAUGAUAAUAACAUCCAUAUGUUGUUUUUAUUUACCAAUGAUUAUUAUUGGUAUUAUUUAUAUCUAUAUUAUAAAAGCAUUACAUCAUGUUAAUAAAUAUGAAAAACGUUCAAAUCAUAUUGAAUCAAAUUUAUUACCAUUAUCAAAUUAUGAAACUCUAGGAAGAAAACAAACAUCAAGUACAUCUUCUCAUUCAAAUACAAUUAAUCAAGAAAGAACAAUUCAUAUGAAACAAAAAACUACUCAUCUUAGUUCUUAUUCAUGGUUAAAAAAUCGUGCUCAUUAUCAAGCACGAAAAGCUGUUGUUAAAACAUUGGUAACUGUCGUUAUUGCAUUUUUUAUUUGUUAUGCUCCACUUUAUUUACAACGUUUAUUAUCAGCUAUAAUAAGUUUAAAUUCAAAUAUAUAUUUUGAUUCUUAUAUAUUUUCAAAUAUAAUGGGAUAUUUAUAUGUUAUAUCAGGUAUAACAUUUUAUUUUGGUUCAAUUAUUAAUCCAAUACUUUAUAAUGUUGUUUCAAAUAAAUAUCGACGAGCAUUUCGAGAUUUAUUUUGUUGUCAUUUAACAUAUAAAACAAAAACUAAUAUUAAUAAUCAACGAAAAUUUUUUCAAACAAAUUCUCAACCACUACAUUCAUUUAUAAGAAAAUUUCCAUAUGAACAAGAAAAUUGUAUUAAUAGAAAAUUAUGUUAUGAUCAUUGUCAAGAAAAUUUGGAAAAUAUUCAUCAAAAAAAUAUAUUGCCUAUAAUCAAACUUCCUGUUCUAUCGAAUAAUCAAUCAAUGCGAUCAAAUUUAUCAUCGAUUAGUUCUUAUAAAAGAGAAUUUUAUUAG